AAGAGUCAUCUGACUGCUCAUCUGUCUAAUACGCUUCGUGAAUGUUCCUGUGAGGCCGUAAUGAUUCUUAUCUUUGGUUUAUGCUAAAUACAAGAUGGAAUAAUUUAUAUGUGAAUUUAUUAUUCGCUUUCAGAUUGUUUUUGUUAUGAAGGGCCCAGGCUAACGCAAACAUUAGCUGGUCAUUCCAAUUGGCUACGUAGAUGUGGGUUAGCUCAAGUGUGCGUACCUCAGCAUGAACUGCUCCCUGCUUUGUUGUCGUACCAUCACGCAUUUUAUUCAGUGGGAGCUCCUGUUUUGCUGCACAUUGUUUCCACCAAGUGCUACGAAGUGAUAUAGUCAUUUCCUACAACACGAAGUACAGAGAUGGAGUCACAGAGUUCAAACCUGACCUGUGCCAUAUGUCUAGAGCGCUUUUGUAUUCCCGUUACCAUCCUCUGCGGGCACUCAUUCUGUCAAAAGUGCAUCACAGCCCAUUGGGACACAAAAAGCAAGUCUAAUAUUGGACCUUGCUGCCCCAUCUGCAAUGAGAAGAUUGACUCCAGACCCAAUUUUAAGUGUAACGUGGCCUUGUCACACCUGGCCCAAGCUCCAAACACCACCGGGCCGUCCUACAGAGAGUGCGGGAGUGAAGAAGCUGAAUCCAUGCUGUGUGAUCGCCAUAAAAAGCCUCUAAUUUACUACUGCACUAAAGAUAAAAUGUCAGUGUGCUGCGAGUGUGCCAUAUCUGAGUGUGCGAAGCAUGACAAGGUCCUGUUGGAGACAGAAAAGCAAAACCAAAAGCUGUUACUGCAACAGAAGAAGGAAGAGGUGGGGAAACUCAUUGAAGAAACAGAAGAAAGUAUUAACAUCCUGGCUGAAAAUAUCAACAAAGCUAAGGAGACAUUGCAGCAGACAUCCAGUCGGGUCACAGCCAGGUUCUCCACUUUGAUAAAAGUCCUGGUCGACCAGCAGAAAGCCACCGAGCACUUCAUCGAAGAGCAAAAAGAGGCGGCCAUCUCUGAGGCACAGGCACGGCUCGCUGAACUGGAGACAAGCGCUGAGACGCUGAGAGUGAGCCAGGCCCAGAUAGCAGCUCUACACAACCUUUCCGAUACCGACUUAAUUAAGGAAUCCAUGCUCAUAGAAGUUCCACACCUCAAGAAAACUUCCUCAGACAUAACGCCCAACCUGCAGGAUCGUUUAAAUGGCGUCACGGAAGUCCUUACUCGAGUCUCCAAGCUGGUUGUUGAGGACCUUGAUAGAGCUGUCUGCACCGCUGUGGGUCACGACAAAGAAGGUUCUCCUCAGGAGAAGAGGCCCAUUCUUGCUGUGGUUCCCAGACCAGCUGCUGCAUGCUACCCUGGUGGGAAGGAGGGCCUCAGUGAAUACAGAUGCUCGUUGACCUUUGACCCCCACACAGCCAACGGCAACCUGUUUUUGUCCCAAGAGAACCGAAGGGCGGAGCACUUGACUUCGGGGCUGCGUCCUGUCGUAGAGCACGAAGCCCGCUUUGAUCACACCUGGCAGGUGCUGUGCAUUCAGGGCUUCCAGCAUGGCCAGCACUACUGGGAGCUGGAGGUGUCCAAACCGUGGGCAUGCCUGGGGGUCACCUACAACACCAUCCCCAGGAAGGAGAAAGGCAAGAGGUGCAUGCUGGGUAUGAACGAGCUGUCCUGGAGCCUGCAGCUGGAUGAGGAACAGCUCAGCGCCUGGCACAACGGCCGCAAGGAAACCCUGGCCGGACACUCGCAGCAUAGCCGCAUUGGCAUGCUGCUGGACUACGAGGGAGGGACACUCACCUUCUAUGGAGACGGACACGUCAGAUUGCACGCCUUCCACUGUGCCUUCACCCAGGAGCUCUUCCCCGCCUGCUGGAUAGGGGAAGGCGUCAGCAUCACCUUGUGCUCCACAUGAGACCCUUAAGUGGCCACAAUUUUUUUUUGCAUUGUUUUGCUUUUCAGUUUGCUUUUUUCAAACUCCUUAAUCCAUCAAGGCAGGUGGAAGCUGGAGCCUAUUCAAACAAAAGGCAGACUCCACCCUGGACUGCCUGUCAGUUGCAAGGGAAGUGAGUGUGAAUUGAUCACGCUACAUGCUAGUCACCGAUGUGCACACCAGUGGCGAUUGCUCAGUGACUACAAGGGAAGUUGACUUCCCCUUUAAAUUUUAGAAAACGGUUGGUGAAAUAUGCAUUGUUAGACUUACACCUGCAUUAAAAGUGCACUAGAAUGUGCUUAAUUUCAUGCGCAUGCUGAGCAUUAGUCUUCUGUUGACUGAUUUUGCUCUCUUGACGUGAACUCGCUUCCCUUGCCAGCAGCAUGGAUGCUAUGGUAAAUCUCCAUUGAAGCUCUAGAUUCAGCUCACGGAAGCUCACAGUGAGAAAGUAAAACCCUGAUUGGAUAAACCGGUGAAAAACGUCACUUCCAGGGGAGCUGAUGUUAACUGGUGGUCCGUGGAGCGGGGCGGUCAGAGGAGUGAGCUGUUUCCGCUAUUUUCUCACUUUGUACAUACUACUUGUAAGUAAACUACAUAAUCCCAGCAUUUUUUAGUUUUGUUCAUUCGGUGGUUCAUUGAAUCAUAACACCGUUGUGGGAGGAGUACCUACCUUGCUAGUUAGCCCAUCCAUGAUGGCAGGAGACUGUGUUGCUAAAAUAAUAUUAAAUGCAGUGGUGUGCAGUCAGGGCCAGCAAGCCUCCUCUGCUGGCCUAACCCAUUACCAGACGUACUGAGAUACAUUUACAACUUAAAUUCCAAUAAUUGUUCCAUGUAUUUGUAUUAAAUUAUCCCCAAUAUUAUUAUCUACAUGUUUUUGUCCAAUCAGAUUUCAGUUUCAAUGUGUUGCUAUGUCAAUGUAAUCUGCCAAGGACCUUCAGAAUCAGAAGCUGUGGCCCUAUCAUACACACUAUCAGCAAUGGCUGCUUUGGGUGUUUUUUAGCCAAACAGACCUCAGAUUUGCCAGUGGCUGGCUGAGGAGGAGGAAAUGAUAUCUGGUGAGUAGAUGUAUUUAAAAGAUUUUUGUUUUCGUCAUGUUAGCAGAUGAAUAUUGAUUGUGAACUGCGCCUGUAGUGUAGACCUUUGCAGAUGACUAAACUCAUCAUCACCAAGCCUUUCUUUUUAUGCUUGCUGAGCGCCAUCUUGACAAUCACCUGGUAAAAGUUAGUUAUUGAUGCUCAAAAGUUACUUGCAGAAAUGAAAGUCAGGCAUAUCGGUGACAAUGUCUUGGAAAGUGAAGGGUUAAGUGGGUUUCGUGUCUCAGCAAUAAUAGUUCUGUGGCGACAGUAACUCCGCUUCAUAACACACCUCGUGCAUAUAAGAGAUCAGUAUGACAUGGUCGCUGUAUUUAGCGAGCAGGGAUGCAUAGACAGGCGGUGUUUCUUGCGUCGUGCAUUUUUUGGUAAUUAAACGCAAGGGGUCAAUAAAGGCGAAGUAGUAGUGGUAAAAGAGCCGCCGCGGGUGGACACUAGUGAGUUUAGAGCCUGCUCGCGUGGUUGGGAGCCAAUUGGAACCCGAUUCGUUUUUUUUAUGUUAAAGGCGUAUGUCGUUGGUCAAGAUGUGUGGCGACGUCUCUAAACCUUCGCGAUGGGGCGAUUAUCGCGUGUCAUCGUGCACAUGCUGGCUUGCCACGCGCUGUUGAGACGAGUAGGCAUCGACCAAUGAGCGGACAGUCAUUGAUCGACUAAUGAGCGGACAGGAUGCUAAUCGGUACACUAUACUUGCCGUGUCACAUUUCCCGGAGCUACUUGACAUUUCUAAAAAAGAAUAUAGAGAUGUAAUGAAAAAAGCGACAUGGGAACUGUCAGUGCCAGAAUAAACAUAUCGGGUAUGUUUACAUUCAUUUUACACAUUACAUUACAUUUAUGUAAGUUUAUCUUCAGUAUUAGCAAGAUUCGGUACUAGCAAGAGUACUCAAUCAACAUCGGCCGCUUUUCCUUCUCCGAACUACUUUGAUACCCCCAACUUCCCUCCAUAUCAGACAGCCAAUCAAAACCGUGGGAGACUCGUACUAUUCACUCUGGAUGUGAACACGUUGCUCACGGGUGUCGCUGGUCACAGCCGCUCGCGUGGGCGAUGAGUUUCGCCAAUCGCAGUCGUUUGUCGCCUCCCGUGUGUGCCGCCCAUGAGCAGAGGGAGCGGUGGGGUUAAACACACGCUCUGGUGCUCUUUAAGCAGAUUCGUUCGUCGGAUUUGACCUAUUUUGACCUAAUUUGUCUAUUGAGAUUAUCUCUUUUUUGUAUUUUAUAACAUUUUUGUAGCUGUUCAUUGAGGUUUAAAUAAAUCAAUUUAAAUAAUAAACAUUUGAUAUCACGUACAUUGGUUUGGUUUGGUUUGGUUUAGUUUAUUUGAACAUGAAGGUUACAAUGGAAUACAUCUCGUGAAUCAUUCUUUGACAGUUCCACAUGUCCAAAAGGAGUAGGAAGAAGCAAAGCUUAUUUAAUCCUACCCCCCAUCUAUUCUACAUCUAGUACAGUACAUGUAGUUCACUUCCUGGAUUCCAUGUCAUGUUUUCAGUGAUAGUCAGGAUAACACAUAAUAGAUAACGGUGAGAUAACCCUCCC
Dunckerocampus dactyliophorus (ringed pipefish) is the source of this 4532-nucleotide messenger RNA. It is a transcript of the gene trim65, whose product is annotated as tripartite motif containing 65. Bases 364 to 1893 code for a protein of 509 amino acids. The transcript is spliced from 8 exons. The record is from RefSeq and is a predicted model, not a curated record. NCBI's taxonomy places the organism in Eukaryota, Metazoa, Chordata, Actinopteri, Syngnathiformes, Syngnathidae. Gene Ontology annotation, molecular function: protein binding; zinc ion binding.